Messenger RNA from Equus quagga, 3180 nucleotides. RefSeq names its product adaptor protein, phosphotyrosine interacting with PH domain and leucine zipper 2 (gene APPL2). The transcript has 21 exons. The record is from RefSeq and is a predicted model, not a curated record. Bases 168 to 2174 code for a protein of 668 amino acids. NCBI's taxonomy places the organism in Eukaryota, Metazoa, Chordata, Mammalia, Perissodactyla, Equidae. Gene Ontology annotation, cellular component: cytoplasm; endosome membrane. Gene Ontology annotation, biological process: signaling. Gene Ontology annotation, molecular function: protein binding.
GAGGGCCGACGGGCGGGCGGCGGCGGCCACUGGCCAGGCGUGAGCGCGUGCCGGGCCGCCAGGGGCACAGAGCGUCCCUCUCGUCGCUCGAGCCCGGAGCAGCCUCGGCGGCUGCACCUCCCGCCCUCCGCCCUUCCACCCGGCCCUCGGCCCCGCUGCGCGGCACCAUGCCUGCCGUGGACAAGCUCCUGCUAGAGGAGGCGUUGCAGGACAGCCCCCAGACUCGCUCUUUACUGAGCGUAUUUGAAGAAGAUGCCGGCACCCUCACAGAUUAUACCAACCAGCUGCUCCAGGCCAUGCAGCGUGUCUACGGAGCCCAGAAUGAAAUGUGCCUGGCCACUCAGCAGCUUUCUAAGCAAUUGCUGGCAUACGAAAAACAGAAUUUUGCUCUUGGCAAAGGCGAUGAAGAAGUGAUUUCUACACUCCACUAUUUUUCCAAAGUGGUGGAUGAGCUUAAUUUUCUCCAUACAGAGCUGGCUAAACAGUUGGCAGACACAAUGGUCUUACCUAUUAUACAAUUUCGAGAAAAGGAUCUUACAGAAGUAAGCACUUUAAAGGAUCUUUUUGGACUUGCCAGCAGUGAUCUCUCUUUAUUUUUAGAGCAUGACCACUCAAUGGCAAAAUAUAGCAAACUUCCUAAAAAAAAGGAGAAUGAAAAGGUGAAGACUGAAGUUGUCAAAGAGGUGGCAGCUGCACGGCGGAAACAGCAUCUUUCUUCCCUUCAGUACUACUGUGCCCUCAACGCGCUGCAGUACCGAAAGCGUGUGGCCAUGAUGGAGCCCAUGAUAGGCUUUGCCCACGGACAGAUUAACUUUUUUAAGAGGGGAGCAGAGAUGUUUAACCAAAGUAUGGACAGCUUUUUAUCCUCCGUUGCAGACAUGGUUCAAAGCAUUCAGGUGGAACAGGAAGCUGAAGCGGAAAAGACGCGUGUGUCCCAGCAAGAAUUACUUUCUGUUGAUGAAUCUGUUUACACUCCAGACUUUGAUGUGUCUACACCACAGAUCAACAGGAACCUCAUCCAGAAGGCUGGUUACCUUAAUCUUAGAAAUAAAACAGGGCUGGUCACCACCACUUGGGAGAGACUUUACUUCUUCACGCAAGGCGGGAACCUCAUGUGUCAGCCCAGGGGAGCCGUGGCCGGAGGUUUGAUCCAGGACCUGGACAACUGCUCAGUGAUGGCAGUGGAUUGUGAAGACCGACGCUACUGCUUCCAGAUCACCACGCCUAAUGGGAAAUCGGGAAUAAUCCUCCAGGCAGAAAGCAGGAAGGAAAAUGAAGAGUGGAUAUGUGCGAUAAACAACAUCUCCAGACAGAUCUACCUGACCGACAACCCAGAGGCAGUCGCCAUCAAGUUGAAUCAGACAGCUCUCCAAGCAGUGACUCCCAUUACAAGUUAUGGAAAAAAGCAAGAAAGCUCGCGCCCCAGCCAAAACCUGAAAAAUUCAGAGAUGGAAAAUGACAAGAUUGUUCCCAAAACAACAGUUAAUGUACCUGAACCUGAACAACUAAUUGCACCUGGAACACCUAUUCAAUUUGAUAUUGUGCUUCCUGCUACAGAAUUCCUGGACCAGAACAGAGGGGGCAGGCGGGUCAACCCUUUCGGUGAAACUGAGGAUGACACGUUUCCAGAAGCAGAAGAUUCUCUCUUGCAGCAGAUGUUUAUAGUCCGGUUUCUGGGCUCGAUGGCAGUUAACACCGACAGCACUGCGGAAGUGAUUUAUGAAGCGAUGAGACAAGUGCUGGCUGCUCGGGCCAUUCACAACAUCUUCCGUAUGACGGAAACCCACCUGAUGGUCACCAGCCAAACUCUGAGGUUGAUAGAUCCUCAGACUCAAGUAACAAGGGCCAAUUUUGAACUUAGCAGUGUCACCCAGUUUGCUGCUCAUCAAGAAAACAAGAGACUGGUGGGCUUUGUGGUCCGCAUGCCCGAAUCCACAGGUGGAGAGUCUCUGAGCACGUACAUUUUUGAAAGCAACUCAGAAGGGGAAAAGAUAUGUUAUGCUAUUAAUUUGGGAAAAGAAAUCAUUGAGGUUCAGAAGGAUCCAGAAGCAUUGGCUCGGUUAAUGCUCUCCAUACCACUAACCAAUGAUGGAAAAUAUGUACUGUUAAACCAUCCACCAGAUGACACUGAUGGAAGCCCAAGUGAAAACAGAGGCGCAGAAUCUGAAGCCUAACUCUCUUGCCCCUUCGGGGGAAGAGCACCCCACAAGGAGAGCUGCCUCCUUAAGGGUCUCAACUUCUCUGAUAUGCAGGCACACGCCCUGGUUUCAGAAUGCUGACAGUCGCUCAUGGGAUGUCCCCUCGAUGCCUUGAUACUGAGACUUGGGAGGGCAACAGUAAGAAAUGGUUGACAACAUUCCUACCCAUCUACAAAUGUUAUUUUAGGUGCUUUGUGGUAAGUCCUAUUCUUAGAUUGCAUUGUUCAGCCUUCAGAAUGAAAUUAUGAAAAAAUACAUUGUUCACUUUAUUUAAAUGUCAUUUCUUCAGUUUCCAGUAUCCUUUUUUAAAAAUGGCAAAAGCCUAGAUUUAUAACUUGAUAAACACUAAAUAUUUCCUAUUAAUAUAAUCUAUUUUUGUAUUUUACUUCAGCUUUAAGUGCCUGUCAUUCUGAAAACUGUGUAUUUAUAAUCAAGCUUAUCUCAUAAUUGGACCUGAAGGCAUUAAUUGGCACAGUCAGGUGACGAGCCCUCCGAGGCUCGCGCGCUAGCAGAUGUGCAGGUCUAGUUUUGAGGCGCACUCCAGACAUCACGCAGUAACAAGACUAGCGGACGAGUAACGCAGCUGUUUAACUUAGUCAUCGUAAUGAAGCAGCCUUCCUAAGUUUAUGGUCCUCUAGACGAUACGCUUUCCAGUGGUGGGUCACCAUGGACAGGGUGCAGCUCCACCAGUUCCUGUUUCUCUGAGCCAGACCCUCCUCAAGGAAGGGACCAAUUAAUUUUAAAACUCACUUGAAGCACAGCUGGUCCUGGGGCCUGGUCUAAAGUUCCCGUUUCCACACUGACACAUCCAGUUCCUGGCAUGCCAGCCCACUCCACCAUGCUGUCCUACCCCUGAAAUAAGUAUAAUGAUCUUGAAUUGGUACAAUGUUUAAUUGUAACCAAGUACAACAGAAUAUCACUGUCUCUGUCAUAAAUUAACCUAGCAGUAAAUGCUAGCAAAUAAAAACUAUCAUUCUGUUUC